AUGGAAGCACACGUCGACGUCACUGAGAAGCUACUGCCCAAGAUGGAGCCGACUGCACCUCAGCGCCAACGCCAGCGGGUCGGCGAACGUCCGCUCGCAAACUCAAAGCCCAGCACAAGCAGCGGAAGUGUGUCGCUUCGGACCGCUGCCUCUCCUGUGGGUUGCGGUCUAACCGGCCGACUGCGGCUUGCAGCGUGGCUGAUCUCCAUCUCCUCGUUCAUGUGGGGUCUCAGCGCCGCCGUACUGAAUGUUUGUAUCGUUCCGGACGCGGUGGGCUCCAUACUCGUUGAUAUUAAUCUCAGUACGGAGGAGCAGGAGCUCGCCACGGCGCUGGUUGUUGUGGGCUGCGUGCUGGCAGCUCUCACCACGGGCGGCGUCGGUGCGCGCGUGGGACAGAAAAAAACUAUACUGGUCAACAAUGUGCUCUACAUAGCUGGUGGUGCUAUCUGUGCGCUAGCCACGUCCAAGCGCGUGCUUUAUGCCGGCCGACUGCUCAUUGGGCUCGCGUCGGGUGUCGUAACCAACACAGUUCCGAUCCUGCUGACGGAGAUCUCGCCUGCUAUCUCGCGCGGAGAGAUCACGUCACUGCAUCAACUUAGUCUGACGAUAGGCAUGCUGGUAACAGCCGUACUGGGCUUUUUCUUUAUUUCCAAUGUGCCUUCCGGGUGGAGAUACCUCAACGGAUUCAUGAUCCUGCCGCCAUUGGUGCAGUGUCUGUGCGCGUCACUUGUACCUGAAAGUCCAUGGUGGCUUAUGAAGAACCAAGGACGUGACGAAUGCCGUGCGACGCUGGUAUUUCUACGUCCAAGCAACCAGAAAAGUGUCAUUGAAACAGAAGUGCAGGAAAUCGCUCGCGUGAUGGAGCACCGUCAGCACGAACCUCACGUAACCUGGUCGCACCUUCUGGCACACAAGAAAGUCAUGGUGACAGGCACUAUCCUCGUAUUUUUCCAGGCGAUGACAGGUAUCAACACUGUGAUGCUCUACUCCGCCAAGAUUUUCCACUUUGCAGGAGUGACGAACCCAUUUUUCGCCACGGCUGUUGUGGGUUUCACCAACGUGGGCGUCACGAUAAUAUCCGUGCGCUUUGUGGACUCAUAUGGACGCCGCCCGCUACUUAUCGUGGGUACUUCUAUCAUGAUUAUCGCACUCGGAGUUUUGAGCUGGUCGCUGCUCUACCUCAACAGUAAUCUUGCAGUCCAGGGUACGGUAGCUGUUAUUUCAGUGCUCAUGUUUGUUGGAGGAUUUGCCGUUGGUCUCGGGGCUGUCGUGUGGGUCAUGCUGGGAGAUAUUACGCCAGUGCAUAUCCGCUCGCGAGCGUUCGCUUUCUAUAUGGUCGUGAGCUAUAUCUGCAACAUCGUAAUCGCUGUGUACACGCUGUCUGCUAUCAGCUUCUUGGGUCGCGGUUCCAAUCCCGAGAAAAACGGUAUCGCCAAGCUCUAUCUAAUUCUCUGUGGUGUUGCUGUUGUGUGCCUUGCGUACAUCUACGCUUCAGUAGAAGAGACUUCGCAUGUCAAAACGGCACCUGCGAAGGUCGCUGAUGAUCAGAAAUCGCUUUUGGCGGAGGAGGGACUAGAAACAUUAGACGAGGACUUUGGCAUCCCACGUCAUACGACUGAUCUUUAG
Phytophthora infestans T30-4 is the source of this 1626-nucleotide messenger RNA. Its product is annotated as Major Facilitator Superfamily (MFS). Lineage: Eukaryota; Oomycota; Peronosporomycetes; Peronosporales; Peronosporaceae. The record is from RefSeq and is a predicted model, not a curated record. Bases 1 to 1626 code for a protein of 541 amino acids. Gene Ontology annotation, molecular function: carbohydrate:proton symporter activity. Gene Ontology annotation, cellular component: membrane. Gene Ontology annotation, biological process: carbohydrate transport; transmembrane transport. The transcript has 3 exons.